Penicillium canescens is the source of this 276-nucleotide messenger RNA. Its product is annotated as chondroitin AC/alginate lyase. Bases 1 to 276 code for a protein of 91 amino acids. The record is from RefSeq and is a predicted model, not a curated record. The transcript is spliced from 2 exons. Lineage: Eukaryota; Fungi; Ascomycota; Eurotiomycetes; Eurotiales; Aspergillaceae.
AUGACUGUCGUGUUCAACAUUGCAUUCAAUAUGCGAGAAAGCGCCACACUAACUGCUGUCAACAUGACUACAACGAUUUAUACGACUAGUGAUGGCGAGUACCCCGUUGCAGCGCGUGGGGAGAGUUCAUCCCACGAUGCAAUCGUUGAAUACUGGUUCGAUCAGGAUACUUUUAGGGGGAAUGAGCAGGCGCAGGAGACAUGUCGGGACCUUGAGCAUACUGGACACUCGCUAGCGUCCAUUUCGCACAUUGUAUACGGCACGGAUCCAGGGUGA